Centropristis striata (black sea bass) is the source of this 4556-nucleotide messenger RNA. RefSeq names its product limb and CNS expressed 1 like (gene lix1l). The coding region runs from base 278 to 1339 and encodes 353 amino acids. The transcript has 6 exons. Gene Ontology annotation, cellular component: cytoplasm. Gene Ontology annotation, biological process: autophagosome maturation. The record is from RefSeq and is a predicted model, not a curated record. NCBI's taxonomy places the organism in Eukaryota, Metazoa, Chordata, Actinopteri, Perciformes, Serranidae.
CUGUAGGUUAACUGUGCAGCUGCAGAGUCCGAGGGGUCCGUGAACGCCUCAGGUGACUGACACUCCUGCAGUCUAAUCCAGAGAGUGAGGAUGCACAGCAGCGGUCAUAUGUGUCGAAUCAACAUCGGCUAACUACUUUAUUCAGCUGUGAUUGACAAAACGCUGCUAACACUUUGUUCAUCCAGUCCUCGGAGACCGUGUUUAAAACCUGAAACCGUCGGGUUGAUCGGUGUAAAUCCAAUCCGGACCGGGACUCCGCAGACGUUACGUUGGGACAAUGGAAUCUAACGUGAUCCCGGACAGUAUCCGCCCUCAGCGGCUGCAGCCAGGCAUUGGAUUCGGCUCGGGGACCCUCCGCUCCUCUCUCCGGCCCGGGGUUACGGUCCCCAUCGCGCCCCUGCUGCCCUCCCCGGCCUCUCUUGCCGCCUCGUCCGGGCCUCCUCCUCCGCCGCCUCCGCUGCAGCUCCACAGCCUGUACGGCGGCAUCGGAGCGGGGCUGGGGCCGGGGGCUGCCGGCCACUGCAACCCCGGGAACCCGGCGGUGCUGAAGGAGGCUGUGGAGGCUGUGGUCCGCAGCUUCGCCAAACACACGCAAGGUUACGGCAGAGUGAACGUGGUGGAAGCUUUACAGGAGUUUUGGCAGAUGAAGCUGACCAGAGGGGCCGACCUGCGGAACGGAGCGCUAGUUGUUUAUGAAAUGGUCCCGUCUAACAGCCCUCCAUACGUCUGCUACGUCAGUCUGCCCGGAGGCAGCUGCUUUGGAAGUUUCCAGUUCUGUCCCACCAAAGCAGAGGCACGACGCAGCGCUGCCAAGAUCGCCCUGAUGAACUCUGUUUUCAACGAGCAUCCCUCUCGACGCAUCACAGACGACUUCAUCGAGAAGAGCGUCAGCGAGGCGCUGGCGUCCUUCAAUGGUAACAGAGAAGAGGCGGACAAUCCCAACACGGGAAUUGGAGCAUUUCGCUUCAUGCUCGAGUCCAACAAAGGAAAAUCCAUGCUGGAGUUUCAGGAGCUGAUGACUGUGUUCCAGCUGCUGCACUGGAACGGGAGUCUCAAAGCCAUGAGAGAACGACAGUGUUCCCGACAGGAAGUGCUGGCUCACUAUUCCCACCGGGCUCUGGAUGAUGACAUGCGCACUCAGAUGGCCGCCGACUGGGUGAACCGGGAACAGAGUGUAGCGAGCACUAUCGCGCAGGAGGUGGCGUCGACGGAGCGAGAACUGGAGGACGCCAGGCUGGCGGGCAGAGAACUGCGUUUUUACAAAGAGAAGAAAGACAUCCUGAUGCUAGCGGUGGGCCAACUCAAUGCUGCCAACACCGCCACGCUGCCCUCACACUAAACCUGCCGUCCACCGUGGAAACACACACACGUCAUAGGAUCCCUGGUAACAGUAUUGAUCUCGUCAUAGAUAUAACGGUGCUUCUUCGUCUGAACUUUUAGGUUUUGUAUCUUGUGUUUUGUUAUGAGGACCAGGUAAUUAGGCCUUGACUUACAGUAUGCACAUCCGUCCAUAAAAACUACACUUAACCGCUAUAGCCGUUACCUCCUUGUGCCUAGUGACUACAGGCUAACAGUGCUUUUUAAAAAAAUAACCUGUAAACUUGCUUGGCAUUCCAACUGACUGUUUUAUCAUCAUUUCAUACUGUUCUUACUCAAAACCGACCUACAGAAACACAGCUUGCCUUUCAUCAGAGAAUGUACGGGACAUAAAUUACUAUGACCCUUCAGACCAAACACAUUUGAUCAAGGUAAAGAUCGUUCUGAAGUUUUCUUUUAUGUUUUGGGUGUGUUUAUUUCAAUAUAGUGUUAUGGAGUCCGACAAGUGAAGGUGGUAAGAUGUAAGAACCUUGAUUGCAAGUACCCUGUGUCCAUUAAAGAGAUAGUUUUGAUUUUUUUAUGGGCUGUUUGAGGUACGUAUCCAUAGUCAGUGUAUUAUCUACAGUAGAUGGUGGUCAGCACACCCAGAGUUUUGAGAAGCAGGCAGGAAUACUGGCACAGAAACUAGUAUCAGUUUUAGAGUACUCUAUAUUAAGAGUAUUUUCACCACUUUAACUACUUGCCAGAUGUCCUUUCUGAUGGUACUUGUGGACGUUACCUCCUUAAAGACACUAUUCAUUUUUACUCGCAGAACACCGGUUUGUCCUGUUUUUAUCAUCAUUUUUAAAUCUAUAAUAUGUAUUGUAGAUUACGUUAUGGCCAUGCCUAAUAUCUUACUAAUACAUUUCUCUUGUGUCUUUCACACAAUAAUCCCACUAGAAGUGUAAAAAAUAGGCUAUGUCAAAUUUUACCAAGGGAAAUACCCUGAGGGGGUCCCUAGUGUAUUCUGUAUAUAGUAAAGGGCCCUUGGCUGAUUUUUUUCUUUUUGAGACUAUCUGGUUUCAAACACCAAAGUCACACAAUAACAUCAACAAACUAACCGAUUGAGGCAGCAGUAGACCAGAAACUGCAAUUGUGUUCUGCAAGGUAAAAUUACAGUUUUUUUCAAUGGAGUCUGGUGGCUUUAAAGAGAACAUAGAACGGCUUCAGUAACCUGUUUAAAAGGCUGUCUGAUGGCGAGGUAAAGUGGAGAAAAUAUCUUAAAUAUAUUGUACAAAUGAACUUAUAUUGACUAUUACAUAUUUUAUGUGUCUAAAAUGUGUUAAGCUGCUGUGCCGUCCACAGGAGUACAUUGCUUAGACCCUGUGUCAUUACACUUGCCUGAGAACCUCAUACACCCCCACUUCAAUUAAUCCAAACUAUCAUUUUAAUAAUGAAAAUAUUUCUACACUAUCACCACAAAAACAGCAGUGAGAUAAAAGAUUCUACCUAAUAGCCCUUACAUAACGGGUAAACAACCUUUGUCUGCCUGUUGUAAUGAGAAUAUAAUGUCAAUUUGUCAGAAUUGAAGUUGGCACAGGUAAUAAUUUGAGGAUACUUUGCAAAAAUGUCAGCAGGAGACUGAUUGCUCUGACAGCAGCUCAGGUUUUUAGAAAAAAUCAGAUACUGAACCAUCACUAUGUUUUCUUUGUGUUUGUGAAGGCUUUGGACUAUUUUAGUGUUCAUUGUGUGCUCGGUGACCAUGACACUAGCUGAAUGUAUAUUUUCAGUGUGCUAUCAACUAAAGGAUCUGCAAAGCGAUUUUUUUCUUUAACAUUUAGAUGAUUUAAUUACUCUUGUGAUGCAGGUUUGUGUUUGUCAUGUGCUUCAUUGAGAGGAGUUGUUGCUUGGUGUAGGUCUGGAUCUCAUCAGAAACAAAGAAUUGCAUUGAUUUGAGGUAAAAUGUGAAGGCCAAAAAAAAUGAGUUGUGGGAUCUUUUGUUUUUAACAAGCUGAUUCAUCAUGAGUGAGUCAUUGUAGGCGAUACAAAACAGUACCAGCACUUGUGGUUUAUUUUUUUUUUUACAUACUAGAAGCAGAAUCUGUUUGUUAGCAAUCCUUUUUGCUAAAAAAAACAAUGUAUGUAGCUCGCACUUAUCACCUCUAAAAUGUUUUCAUGUUGAAGGACCUGAUUUCGUUUAUACUGUAAAUGUGAUAUCUUUAUAUAUUUCUCUAUGUAUCUAAAAUGUAUUGAAUACAUUAUACAGAUGAAGGCAUUUCGGUGAGUAGCCUUUUAAAGACUCCAUGUAAUGGAAGUUGGAGUUUAUUUGAUAAUGUGUGGCUCUGGAUGGAUUGAAAUGUGGGCAGCGAGUUAUGCAAGUUAAACAGCAGGAGGGCUCAUUCUCGCUGCUAACGGCUGUAAUUAACAGCAGAAACUGAUUACUCUAAAUUUGGGGAGACGGCAAAUAGAAAACAAAUUAAAAGAGAUGGAGUAUGAUUUAAGCCAAAUCUAAUUUUAUUAGUUUAUUGCUGUCUCUUCCCUGGGAUCAUUGUGCCUUUGUGAAAUUGGAAGCAAAUGUCAGAAAGUUUAAUUUCAUUUAAUGAGGUCUUUUGAGGGCAUUCUACUCUGCUUUACAAUGUUUUUGUGUUACAUUGUGUUAAAGAUGACACUCUUUAUAACUGUUACAGGUCAACAUUUUGGGAAAUUCCCUUAUUUCUUGCAGAGAGUUAGAAGAGAAGAUAGAAGCCAUGCUCAUAUACAGUCAUGGAAAAAAUAUUAGACCAUUGUUUUCUUCAAUUUCUUGUUCAUUUUAAUGCCUGGAACAACUAAAGGUACAUUUGUUUGGACAAAAAUAAUGAUAACAACAAAAAUAGCUCAUAAGAGUUUAAUUUAAGAGCUGAUAUCUAGCCAUUUUCCAGUUUUUGAUAAUGAUUUUGGUUAUUAUCAAGAAAACCAUGGUUAAUGGCUAGAUAUCAGGUUUUGUUGUUAUCAUUAUAUUUGUCCAAACAAAUGUAGCUUUAGUUGUACCAGGCAUUAAAUGAACAAUGAUAAAACAAGGGUGGUCUAUUUAUUUUGUCCAUGACUGUAUGUACAUUAAAUAUGAAGCUGCAGCCAGCAGGACACAGUUGCUGCUGGUAGCUUAAAGCUGGAGUUCUCAACUUUUUACUUAUAAACAAACAUCUUUUGCAUUAAAGUCCUUGCCAGAUGAGUUCACACAAUGCUGAUUAAGCCUAUUGUUCUCAGAGAAAGCUCUCUGUAUU